Messenger RNA from Peronospora farinosa, 1200 nucleotides. NCBI's taxonomy places the organism in Eukaryota, Oomycota, Peronosporomycetes, Peronosporales, Peronosporaceae. The record is from the annotation of a GenBank genome assembly.
AUGACGGAGAUCGACCUCUUGCUUGCCGAUUGCCGUGAACUCCAACACCGUGGACUACUGACGCCCGAUCAGCUUAAGGAGUAUGAGACGUCUCUUGCCUCCGCCUCCACGUUACCUGAAACCAUCCGCGAGCGUGUAUCGUCGCUAUUGGUGCAAGACGCAGACGUGACCAUCGAGCGUGUGCGACUGCGAUGCAACAAGCAGGAACUGGAGUCGAUGGGCAACUCGGAGCUGACUGCGGUGGCUGUAGGCGGCGCUUUAGGUGCGUUAAAUGCCUGGCUCCGCCCAGCGCCCGCUUUGACAUUGACCACGAAGCCGACGACGCUGUGGGCCAGCGCAUUUGACGGCGCCGUGGUCACUUUGAACACGGCCAAGCGAAAACGGCGUGUGCAGAAGCUGCAACUGCAACUGAUAAGCGGAGAUGUGGCCACUUGUCGCCACGUAGUCCUCUGUAUCAAUGGCUUUAUGACGCAGAGCGACGAUCCGACGCGCAACUGGCGCGUGUGGACACAAGACAAUCAACAGGAUGCUGCUGUCUUCGCCGUGCAGUGGGAGGCCGGCGAUUCUGCCGCCUGGAACGAGUUUUGCUCGCACGUGAAUGACAAUCUCGCUAGCUCGUCGGUCUCAUCCAUGGUCGCGCAAUUCGCAGACAACCCGUGGCACAGUGCUCAAGGCAAAGCAGAGCAGGUGGGCGUGUUGCUCGCGCAUGUACUGGCCGAGCGUCCUGCAAUACUGCGAGGCCGCAAAAUCUCAUUGUUCGGCCACUCAUUGGGAGGUGCCGUGAUCUAUAGCACCUUUCAGGAGAUGGCUAAGCUACGAGCGCAGAAGAAAGGGGACGGUCUGCCACUGAUCACCAACGCCGUGAGUUUUGCCGGUGCGUUCAUUCCUGACGCUAAGAAAGGCCUUGACAACAUCUCUAGUGCCCUUGAUCCAAACGGAGGCAAGUUCGUCAACGUCUUCUCAUCUCGGGACGGAGUGCUGUCGAGACUCUUUUGGGCACUGCAACUGCCAGGACCAAGCGGCCUUGCUGCUGCUGGUUGCGAGUCGAUCGCCUUUGCUGCUUCAUCUGCUGCCAACUGCGUGAACGUCGAGGUGUCAGACUUGGUGAUCCCGUGUGUGGAAAAUCACUUUGGCCACAGCUACUCGCACUUCAUGGACGUCAUCAAGUCACGCGUGCUGCCACAUCUCUUUCAGUCAUAA